This is a messenger RNA of Truncatella angustata, 693 nucleotides long. RefSeq names its product glutathione S-transferase. Lineage: Eukaryota; Fungi; Ascomycota; Sordariomycetes; Amphisphaeriales; Sporocadaceae. The coding region runs from base 1 to 693 and encodes 230 amino acids. The transcript is spliced from 2 exons. The record is from RefSeq and is a predicted model, not a curated record.
AUGUCCCAGCCUGAUAUCACUGUAUACUUUCUGGGCGCUUCCCGCGCCAUUCGUGCGACAUGGCUCCUCGAAGAGCUUGAGUUGCCAUACAAUCUAGUAUACUCGAACCGAGCACCAGACGGUCUUGCACCUCCUGAGUUUAAAGAGAAAAUCCCAGCACUUCUUAAAAAGUCUCCCACCAUCAAAGAUGGCGACAUCGUGGUACAGGAAAGCGGAGCGAUCAUGGAUUAUAUCAUCGAGAAGUACGACAGUAAGGGCAAAGUGCAAUCAAGUGACCCCAAAAUACGUGCAAAGACCCGAGAAUGGGUGCAUGCAGCUGAGGGCAUGUUUGCGCUCCACGGUAUUGCAAUCCUGUAUGCACGUUGGAUGCUUCCAGAGGACUCCAGAGCUGCCUUGCCAGAGAUGGAGGAGAAACUGUCGAGAAAUGUACGCAACGACCUUGGUUGGAUUGAGGGGCAUCUCAAGCAGCAGGGGACUCGGUUCCUCAUGGGCAACACUGUCUCCGUAGCCGAUAUCAUGAUGCAGUUCAGCAUCGAGAUCAUCUACGCGAGGAAACUGGGUCUCAACGCUCAGGAAGCAGGCGAAGAGGGCGGGGAUGGGCGAUGGCCAGAAACCAAGAAGUGGUUGGAUCGCUGCAUGGCGACAGAUUCCUUCAAGCGUGCUGUCAAGAAGUCAGGCUACACUCUGCACUAG